UUCAUGCCGUAUUUCGCGAGUAGAUAAGAUAAUUACUAUUUGCUAUGUUGUAUUACGUGGAAUACAGGAAAAAUAAAGAAAGAAAGAACGAUGGGAGAGAGAGAGAGAAAGAGAGAGAGAGAGAGAGAGAGAGAGAGAGAGAGAGAGAGAUAGAGAAGAGGGUGGAAGGCAGGUCAGGACAUUUAAAAUGAAAAUCGAUUUGAUAGAAGAAAAUUGACUUUCUAAACUCGAUUCGUUAUUCAACGAAUAGAUCGAAGCCACAAAUUUCUUGGUUCCUUUGGAAUGGAUCAGAGAGAAAUAGAAAGAAAGAAAGAGAGAGAGAGAGAGAGAGAGAGAGAGAGAAAGGGAUAGAGAUAGAAAGAAUGAAACGUCAGUUCGAACGUGGCUCUCGUUCGAAGACAAUUCGUCAUGAAGAAAAUCAAACCGAUCGAAAUCGUCGACGUUUUUCUACUUCACGAGAGAUACUUCGCGAUAGGUGGUGUAUGGCCAUUGAGAAAAAGUUACGUUAAAUUUGCAAUAUAUGCCGUUUAUUGUACGAUACAAAUAACAUUGGCAUAUAUCGAUUUGUAUAAUGUAAUAGACGACCUUCAUCUUAUGGUUGAAAAUCUUUUGGAAACAUUAGUGUCGAGUUUGUCGUUAUUAAUGAUAAUAAUUAUUCGUUUUCAUCCGAGUUUGGCAACAUUGAUCGUCACUAUAAAGAACGAAAUUGUCAAUAACGGAGAAUACUUUGAAAACAACGAGGAACGUUCAAUUUAUUAUCAUUACAAUCAUAUAUCGAACACAUUGUCGAAAAUCGCAUCGACAACUUCGUUGUUCACAAUAACGGCGAUGUAUCUUAAACCAUUGCCAAAUAUUCUUCAUGCGUUAUUACAUCCUAUGGAGAUCAAUCUUGCUGCUGCUAGUGCAGCGACAACAAAUAUUGCCAACAAUACGGAUAUAUUUCCUUUGCCAUUCAAAGGAGUAAAAUUGUAUCAUAUCACUAAUGUCCAAACGUAUAUAUUAUUAUAUAUUUUUCAACUACCGUAUAUAUAUUGUGGAUUUUGUCACACGGUAACAACGUGCGUUAUAUUGACACUAGUACUUCACAUUUGUGGAAAAUUAUCAAUGAUGAGACGACGUAUUCUUAUGCUUGAUACAAAACCAAAAGAUCAAUUGAACGAUGCGAUACGUCGCCAUGUUCAAUCACAUAUACAGCUUAUUUGGAUGGUAAAAUCUAUAGAAAAGAUUUUCAACGUUGUAAUACUCUUGGAUCUCGUACAAAAUAGCAUUAGAUUGGGUCUUUCGUCCUACGUUACUCUCGUGAGCAAAGACAAUAAAUCAGAAUUUGUUGUCAUGUGUACUUUCGCAUCUUACGCAGCAGUCGUAUUUUUGCUAAUAUUCGAGUAUUGUUUUAUAGGAGAAUAUUUAAUGCAAGAGAGCAAGAAAUUAGCUGAGUCGUAUUAUCACUGUAAUUGGGCAGAAAUGCCGCAAAAUUGCAAAACUUCUUUAUUAAUUUGCAUAAUUUGUUCGCAAACAUAUCUCAACUUGACUGCUGGCAAAUUUUAUACAUUUUCAUUGUAUGGUUUCACUGGUAUUGUAAAAACUUCGAUGGCCUAUUUAUCAAUGUUACGUACUGUUAUCUGACCUAUAAAAAAGAAAAAUAAUUUACGGUAAAAUGUAGAAGAUCAAAGGAAAAUGCACAUUAAUAAAUAUUGUAACAAAAAUAUAUUGGAAUGGAAAGAAGAUGUCCCAAACUGAAGAUAAAUAAUAUUGUAAUAAAUUAUCAUUAGAACUGAACCAUUAUCAAUCGUUUUUAUAAUUUUCGUUCGAUUAAUUCUAUCCUUAUUUGUACGUAUCAAU
Vespa velutina is the source of this 1839-nucleotide messenger RNA. Its product is annotated as odorant receptor 13a-like. The transcript is spliced from 8 exons. The record is from RefSeq and is a predicted model, not a curated record. Gene Ontology annotation, cellular component: plasma membrane. The coding region runs from base 409 to 1623 and encodes 404 amino acids. Gene Ontology annotation, biological process: sensory perception of smell; detection of chemical stimulus involved in sensory perception of smell. Gene Ontology annotation, molecular function: odorant binding; olfactory receptor activity. NCBI's taxonomy places the organism in Eukaryota, Metazoa, Arthropoda, Insecta, Hymenoptera, Vespidae.